UAAAUUAUAUCUCGAGUAUUCAAUUCGUUAGGUAUAUAUGCAUAUUUUCGAUUCGAUUCAGCUCCCCGAGUCGGAUCGGAUCGACAAAUCCGGAUUCAAUUCGAUUCAGGUAUAUAUAGACCUAAAUCCUGAUUCAAUUCGGAUUCAAAUCGCCAUACAAACGGGUUGACGUUGUAGCAUGAAUUUUAUGUAAAGUCUAUACUGAUGCAUUCAUCCAAUCAUACGGAGCGGCAUCAUAAACUUUUAAAUUGCGAAUUGGUAAACAAGAAGUAGAUAGUUGUAUUUCUGAGAUAAAUUUACUGCUGACCAUGUCCGAUAGUCAAAGCAGGGGUCGAAGAACCUCGAGUGAAGAAAGCCGUGAUAGAGAGUAUGCGGGAUCCCGUCGCCCACGGUCUACCUUAUCCCCAACAAGAGAAGAAGAACCGCGAAAAAAAAUUCAAAAGCGAUCUUCCCCUGGUGAAGGACCAUCGACGUCCUCAUCGUCAAGAAGUCAUGAACGUCAUGAGAAAUCUAAUCGCCGCGAACGGAGUGAACAUUCUGAUAGAUCUGAACGCCACGAACGAUCUUCAUCGUCGGUUGCUCAAAGUGUUUCCAGGCCUCCAGGAGCAAAAGCAGAAGGAGGUAGAAGAGAUAGACUUUGUCGCUAUGAAAUCGUUCAUACUCGUCCACAAGAAAUCGAUUCUAAAUGCGGAAGAUCAGGUGCACCAAUCAGCUUGCAAGCAAAUUAUUUCCGAUUACUUACCACUCCGACUUGGCGGAUAUAUCAAUACCAUGUUGAUUUUUCUCCUGAUAUUGAAUUACGUCGUGUUCGAGGAGGAAUUCUUUCAGAACAUAAGGGAUUAUUUGGUGGCUACAUUUACGAUGGUAUGAAAAUGUUUAGCACAACCAAGUUGCGUGAAGAUUUGAUAAAAUUGGAAACAACAAGUAAAUCUGGAGAAAAAUAUAUGAUAACUGUUAAAUACGUUGGAGUUAUUUCUAUGAAAGAAUGGCAAUCACUACAAAUCCUAAAUUUAAUCCUUCGUCGUGCAAUGGAAGGUCUUAAGUUACAAUUAGUUGGAAGAAACUUCUUCGAUGCUGUUGCUAAAAUUGAUUUGCGAGAACAUCGAAUGCAACUUUGGCCUGGUUAUCAGACAUCUAUAAGACAACACGAACAAGAUAUAUUGUUGUGCACUGAAAUUACACACAAAGUAAUGCGAACUGAAACUGUUUAUGAUAUCUUGAUGAAAUGCACACAGGAAUCUCGCGAUUUUCAAGAAAAUUUCAAAAAACAUGUACUAGGUCUUACUGUAUUGACCGACUAUAACAAUAAAACUUACAGAAUCAACGAUAUUGAUUUCGCUGCAAAUCCAAAGAAAACUUUCAAAUGCAAAGAGAAAGAUAUGUCCUUCAUCGACUACUAUUAUCAGAAAUACAAAAUUCGUAUUAGGGAUGCCAAACAACCACUUCUUAUAUCCAAGUCAAAAGAUCGACAAAUACGAGGUGGAAAUGAUGAGUUUGUGAUACUGAUUCCUGAACUUUGCAGAGCAACCGGACUUACAGACACUAUGCGAUCCAAUUUCCAGCUAAUGAGAGCCAUGGCGGAUCAUACUCGAAUGAAUCCAGAUCGUCGGAUUGAACGAUUGCGGGUUUUCAACCGAAGGCUUCUUGAAACAGAAUCCAGUGUUAAAGUUUUAUCCGACUGGAAUAUGAAAUUAGAUAGAAACAUGGUAGAAAUAAAAGGUCGCGUUUUGGAACCACAGAAUAUUGUCUUCUUCGACAAACGAAAAGUAACGGCAGGAGAACAAGCUGAUUGGACAAGAUCAUUUCGAGACAAUGCUAUGUUUACAACACCUUCCCGUGGACUCGAUCGUUGGGCAGUUGUUGCUCCGAAUAGAAGUUCACGUGAUGUUCGAAAUUUCGUUGACAGUCUGAUUCGUGCUGCAUCAGGAAUGCAAUUCCAAAUUCGCCGCCCCAGAGAAAAUUUGAUUUUUGACGACCGAAACCAUUCCUAUGUUAAGGCGAUUGAAGAUUGUGCUAAUGACGAUCCCCAAUUAAUUCUUUGUUUGGUGCCGAACAAUAAUGCUGAUAGGUACGGAUCAAUUAAGAAGAAAAGUUGUGUAGAACGUGCAAUACCAACACAAGUUAUAACACAUAAAACUGCCACAAACCAACGAGGAUUAAUGUCUGUGGCUACAAAAGUAGCAAUUCAAAUCAACUGUAAACUGGGAUAUGCUCCUUGGAUGAUUGAACUUCCCCUCAGUGGACUUAUGACCAUUGGAUAUGAUAUUGCUCGCGCAACCAGGGAUAAAAGUAAAGCAUAUGGAGCCCUUGUAGCGUCCAUGGACAUGAAGACAAAUGCUACGUUCUACAGCACCGUUUCACCUUGUCACAGCGCUGAUUCUUUAUCAAAUGAGCUUACUAUCAGUGUUAUGAAAGCUUUGAAACAAUAUCAAAGAGAACACGAAAAACUACCAGCGCGUAUUCUUAUGUACCGUGAUGGAGUUGGUGAAGGUUCUCUCAAUCAACUUGUUGAACACGAAGUUAAAGAACUUGUGUCAAAACUAGAAAAAAUUUACAAAGAUCAAUCAGACAAACCUCUUAUGUUUGCCUAUAUAGUGGUUUCCAAGCAAAUAAAUACUCGAUUUUUUGCAAGAGGUCGUAACCCGCCACCAGGAACAGUUGUUGACGAUGUUAUUACACUUCCUGAGCGAUAUGAUUUCUACCUUGUUUCGCAAUCAGUUCGACAGGGAACAGUUUCACCCACUUGCUACAACGUAGUAUACAGUAAUAUUAAAUUAACCCCAGAUCAACUUCAAGUUUUAACGUACAAAAUGACGCAUUUAUAUUACAAUUGGUCAGGAACAACGCGAGUACCGGCUGUUUGUCAGUAUGCUAAGAAACUUGCAACGCUUGUUUCACAGAACAUAUUCCAGGUCCCAUCAAACGCUUUAGAGAAGAAAUUAUACUACUUGUAAUGUACUGGAAUCUUUAAUUGUUACAAGUUUUUUUAAACAUGAUGUCGAACUUAAUUUAACGUUCUCUCAGUUUUUUUUUUUGCUUAAAUUCAGAUCAAAAAGCACAAAAAGCACAAAAAUGAAUUAUAAAAAUACUGUGUUAUCCUGUGGCGUAGGUUAGAUCUGAAUGUUUUUUUUUUACUUAUAAUAAACAAACAAUGAGUUCUAUAUGGUUUCUUGUAAGAUCUUCCAUAUAAUCAUUUUCAAAGCUCUUAUUUUCUUGUAAUUAUUUAUUUUUACAAAACUUUGAAAGGUUAAUAUUUUUAUUUGGUGAUCAACAAAAAUAUAAAUUUAGAAUUAAAUAUACUGAAAAACGUCAAUGGAUGUUUUCUAAACGAGAAAUGAAACCUCGUUGUGUGGGCAUUUAUAAACGUGUGUCUAGUUCCAAAUCAACAUAAAUGUAUUGACUUAAUGUGUUCACCGUUGACUAAAAUAUCGUAAUGGAUGAUAUCAUGAAGUAAUUUUGUAUUUUUUUAACUAGAAAAUAAAUUCAUUAUUUACAAA
Molecule: messenger RNA, 3497 nt
Organism: Episyrphus balteatus (marmalade hoverfly)
Lineage: Eukaryota; Metazoa; Arthropoda; Insecta; Diptera; Syrphidae
Gene: piwi
Product: protein piwi
Exons: 12
Coding region: 309-2954 (881 amino acids)
Biological process (GO): regulatory ncRNA-mediated gene silencing
Cellular component (GO): P granule
Molecular function (GO): piRNA binding; protein binding
Source: RefSeq, a predicted model, not a curated record